Molecule: messenger RNA, 1399 nt
Organism: Erythranthe guttata (spotted monkey flower)
Lineage: Eukaryota; Viridiplantae; Streptophyta; Magnoliopsida; Lamiales; Phrymaceae
Product: Tetratricopeptide repeat (TPR)-like superfamily protein
Biological process (GO): regulation of DNA-templated transcription; transcription elongation by RNA polymerase II
Cellular component (GO): Cdc73/Paf1 complex
Molecular function (GO): RNA polymerase II complex binding
Source: RefSeq, a predicted model, not a curated record
UUAGUUACCCCGUAAAUGCGAUAUUUAGUGUUUAUUGGUGAUAAGACUCCUCCUGCCUCCUCCUCCUCUCCAAUGGCUGCUGCUCUGCUUCAUCCUCGUCUCUCUCUUCACAAACCUUCUUCUUCUUCUUCUUCUUCUUCUUCUUCUUGUAUUAAAUGUCCCAAGUGGGGUUUUGGUAAUUAUAUCCAAUGUUCGGGUCGCGGUUUUGGCCCCAAAUCAAGAAAUGAUGACAACAAGAAAACUAAAUCCUCACCUAAGCAGCAAUCUUCAACCUUACCUUCUCAGGCGCCUGGCUUAAGUUCUCCAACUGGUGGUGGUGGUGGUGGUGGCAAAAUGAUAUACACUUCUCCAGAUGACCUUGACUUUGAACAACGUCUCCAAGCUGUUAGAAAGUCGGCUCUUGAGCAGAAAAAGACGGAAGAGAAGAAAGAGUACUUGGCUAUUGAUUAUGAUGCUCCGAGUGAGACAAACAGUAGCACAGUAGGAUUGGGGACUAAGAUCGGAGUUGGAGUUGCUGUUGUUGUAUUUGGGCUUGUAUUUGCUCUUGGAGACUUUUUCCCUUCUGGAAGUAUCAGCCCUACAGAAGACGUUGCCGCAGUUAAUAAACUUUCAGAGAAGGAUAGAGCAAACCUAGAGAAGAGGCUGAAGCAGUUUGAAGAAACACUUGUCAUCUCACCUGAAGAUUCAACUGCUCUUGAAGGAGCUGCAGUGACCUUGGCAGAAAUGGGAGAAUAUAAAAGAUCUGCAACAUUGCUCGAAAAACUGACUGAGAAGAAGCCAAGUGAUCCUGAUGCUUUUCGUUUGCUUGGUGAAGUAAAAUAUGAGCUCAAAGAUUUUGAUGCAAGUGUUCUUGCAUAUAAAACUGCUGAAAGGGUAUCAGAGAGUGUUGAUUUUGAAAUCCUUCGAGGUCUUACAAAUUCUUUGCUGGCUGCCAAUAAACCUGAUCAGGCUGUUGAAGUGCUCCUGGCAUCUCGGGAACGCUUGAGUAAAGAGAAAUCUAGUGUUAACAUUGAAGCGAGUAGUACACGAUCUGAUGUGGAUCCCAUUCAAGUUGAGCUGCUUCUUGGAAAAGCGUAUUCAGAUUGGGGCCACAUAAGUGAUGCAGUAUCUGUUUAUGAUGGACUUAUCUCCAACCACCCUGAUGAUUUCAGGGGUUACUUAGCCAAGGGAAUCAUCUUGAAAGAGAAUGGGAGUGUAGGUGAUGCAGAGAGAAUGUUUAUACAGGCACGUUUCUUUGCACCUGAGAAAGCAAAGGCAUUUGUCGACAGAUAUUCCAGAUGAAUCAAACAAUUGUUACUUCUUGGCUAUAUGCAAUAUGUAUUUGCCAAGAUCAACAGCUACCGAGACUGUACACAAUGAUGAUGAUGAUGAUGAUGAUGAUGAUGAUGAUGAUGAUGAU